Messenger RNA from Rhizoctonia solani, 1089 nucleotides. Its product is annotated as protoglobin protein. The coding region runs from base 1 to 1089 and encodes 362 amino acids. The transcript has 4 exons. NCBI's taxonomy places the organism in Eukaryota, Fungi, Basidiomycota, Agaricomycetes, Cantharellales, Ceratobasidiaceae. Gene Ontology annotation, molecular function: oxygen binding; heme binding. The record is from RefSeq and is a predicted model, not a curated record.
AUGCCUUGUCCCAUUACUGGCCAUGGACUACCUUCAUCCUCGUUCCCCGAGGACGCCACCGUAAAUCCCCCAAUGGCAUACUAUGAUAAAGAGGCCCUCUAUACUUCUCUUCCCGAUCGUGUUUCCUAUCUCACAUCUUUCCUACAAUUCAGCGAGUCCGACGCGGACACGCUCAACGAGGCCGCAUUAAUUCUGGAGCCGCAUAUUCCUGAUCUUGUGGACCAUGUUUACGAGCAUCUAUUCAAGUUCAAUGUCACCAAAGAAGUCUUUUUACCACGUCCAGGCGGGCAUGAGGGCCCGAUGGUCGCGGAUAUCAGUCAUUUGACUCUCGAGGCGGAACAGAUUAAGGAGCGGAAGCGAUUUUUCAGUAUAUAUGUCAAGCGGCUUAUCACAAGUGACUAUAAUGAUUUCAAGACUUGGGAAUACUACGACAAAGUUGGCAAAAUGCAUACGGGAGAUGCUGGCUUAAAACACCGCAAGCUCGUGGGUAAAGAUGGCCUUCGCGUCGAUCACAUUCAUCUAAGCGGACUUCUGGGAUGGACCAUGGACCGGCUUAUCGUGAUUAUUUUGAGAGACGAAAGCAUCCCCCUUUCCAAACGAGAGACGAUUAUCCGUUCGCUGCACAAAGUCAUGUGGAUACAGCAAGACCUCUUUUCACGUCAUUAUGUUCGCGACGGGGAAGAAUACCAGAAGGCUCCUCGAGCAAUGGCCGGGUCACGCAUUCGUCAAAGACCAGUAACAAGUGGCACCUCGUCGCCGGAAGCUAGCGUAGCCUACCCGGCCGGGGCUGGUGGGGAUAGUGGCUCCGAUCGUCGAACAGGUGCUAUUUCACCUACUCAAUCUAGCGCAGCGAGUGUUCUCACUAGUGCUACUGGCGCGGAUAGUGUAGCAUGGAGUCCACAGACAGGAGGAAACACGCUUAGCGAGACAUGGGGCCGAGGUCCGAUCAGCAACAAGUCUAUCGGUCAAAAACCGUCAACAGAUUGGUCGAAAGGACGCGCGAGAGACCGAUCCAUGUCCAACCUGGAGGAAAUCCACUCCCAAGUGUCAAAUAGUCGGCCCGGUCUUUGGCGGCGGAUAUUUGGUUGA